AUGCCGGAUAUGAAGUACAUUUUAGUUACUGGCGGCGUCAUUAGCGGUGUCGGAAAAGGUGUUAUUGCAAGUUCCUUCGGCACAAUUUUAAAAAGCUGCGGGAUUGAUGUUACUUCUAUAAAAAUUGAUCCUUAUAUCAAUAUAGACGCUGGUACUUUUUCCCCAUACGAACAUGGUGAAGUUUACGUGCUUGAUGACGGUGGCGAAGUAGACCUUGAUCUUGGCAACUAUGAACGCUUUUUAGAUAUCACGUUGCAUCGAGAUAAUAAUAUCACCACGGGAAAGAUUUAUCAACAGGUCAUUGAAAGAGAAAGGCGUGGUGAUUACCUUGGAAAAACAGUACAGGUUAUACCCCAUAUAACGGAUGCUAUACAAGAAUGGGUGCAAAGGGUUGCACAUAUCCCAGUGACACCGGAGAACACGCCACCAAAGGUGUGCAUUAUAGAAUUAGGAGGAACCAUUGGGGACAUAGAAGGAAUGUCGUUUGUAGAAGCGUUUAGGCAGUUCCAAUUUAGAGUAAAAAGGGAGAAUUUCUGCUGUGCUCAUGUCUCAUUAGUUCCAAUGCCAAAAUCAACAGGUGAACCUAAAACUAAGCCUACACAGUCAUCAGUACGAGAAUUGCGAGGACUUGGUUUAUCACCAGACUUGAUCUUGUGCCGUUCAGAAAAACCAAUAGGCCAUACAGUCAAAGAAAAGAUCUCAAAUUUUUGUCAUGUUGGACCGGAACAGGUUAUUUGCAUUCAUGACUUGAGCUCAGUUUAUCAUGUGCCUCUACUCAUGGAAGCGCAGGGUGUUGUACAGUAUUUGAAUGAAAGGCUUCAGUUAAAUAUGUCUGUGCCCCGGCCUGGAAGAUUUAUGCAGAAAUGGCGUAACCUAGCAAAGAGAGUCGAAAAUUUGCGUAGAGAAGUAAACAUAACACUAGUUGGAAAAUACACAAAAUUGGAAGACAGCUAUGCAAGUGUCACGAAGGCUCUUCAGCACGCAUGCAUCGCUGCCGGUUAUAAGCUCAACUUGACGUACGUAGAAGCGGUUUCUUUGGAAAAGCAGACGAAGAUUGACGAUCCAGUGAGCUAUCAUAAAGCUUGGCAGGAACUCUGUAAAUGCGAUGGCGUAAUAGUCCCGGGUGGAUUCGGCCAAAGAGGAAUGGAGGGCAAAAUCGAAGCAUGUCAGUGGUGUCGAGAAACACAGAAACCUAUGCUGGGCAUCUGCCUGGGCUUGCAGGCCGCAGUCAUAGAGUUCGCUAGGAAUGUUCUGGGACUGAAAGGUGCAAACAGUACCGAGGUGGACCCGCAAUGCGAGGACAAACUUGUCAUAGAUAUGCCUGAGUAUCAUCCCGGUAUUCUCGGCGGGACAAUGAGAUUAGGAAAACGCAAAACCUACUUAGAACCGGGUUUGGUAUCUCAAUUAUACAAAAAAGAUAUAAUAGAGGAGCGUCAUAGGCACCGCUAUGAAGUAAACCCGCAAUACAUUGAGCAGCUGGAAGCGGCGGGUCUGCGUUUUGUUGGCAAAGACGAGAGCAAAACGCGAAUGGAAGUCGCCGUAAUUGAAGGCCACCCAUACUAUGUAACUGUUCAGUUCCAUCCGGAAUACCUCUCAAGGCCGUUGUCACCAAGUCCUUUAUUCCUAGGGUUAAUUCUCGCGUCACUCGGAAAAUUGAAGAGCUACAUGUCUAAAGGAUGCCGUCUUAGUCCCAGGAACCAAUCGGAUGUUAGUUCUGAUGAGGAAGAGCUCUCCGUGUCAUCUCUUAGUUUAAUAGAAGAGAAAACUGUUAUUGAAAAUGGAAAACAUGUAAAUGGUGUUAAGCAUUAA
Parnassius mnemosyne (clouded apollo) is the source of this 1809-nucleotide messenger RNA. The record is from the annotation of a GenBank genome assembly. NCBI's taxonomy places the organism in Eukaryota, Metazoa, Arthropoda, Insecta, Lepidoptera, Papilionidae.